Parnassius apollo (apollo) is the source of this 4110-nucleotide messenger RNA. The record is from the annotation of a GenBank genome assembly. NCBI's taxonomy places the organism in Eukaryota, Metazoa, Arthropoda, Insecta, Lepidoptera, Papilionidae.
AUGAACAAAGGAACACUGAACAAUAAUAAGAAACGUUCACAUUCACAUGAGGAGGCACAUAAUUCAUUUGUCAAGAAUGUAUCAUCUACAGUAUCAUCCCUAUUGCCCUCUUCCAUCAAAAAGUGGUUCAGUAGUCCCAGUACAUCCAAUACCAAUGGUUCUGCUCAAGUAGCUGAUGCAACAGAUUCGUCUUCUGAAGAUGAGGUACCUGAAAGUCCUACAAUAUUAUCUCAGCCACCUACAAAGAGGAUGCGUUAUAACUCACCUGGAAAAUUAAAUGACUUUGGGGAAUCUGAUGUGAACAGUACAGCAAGUAAUGUUGUUUCUUUAGAAACAUAUUCAGCUCUACAAUCCCAUCCUAGUAGAACAACAUUCAGAAGAGAACCUGAUUAUGUAUCUACUCGUAUUCAUUCUACAGUUAGUGAAUUAACCAAUGAGAAAAAUGAACAAGAUUCAACUGUUUUCAAACCACAGCAUUCUCUUACAACUGUAGGUCCUUCAGUUGCUAGAAAAAGACAGUCUCUUUUUGACAUGCUAAAUAAUGACUCAUCAAAAAAAGCUUCAAAAGAAGCUAAAUCAUCUAGCACAGCACAAGAUCCUGGUCAGCCUUAUUUUAAGCCAGGUUUGCUAGGUUCACCAUUUUAUCCAGGAAAAACUAUGUAUGGAGGAGCUGCAUCAUCCUACAUGAAUAGUCCUAACAUCAAGUUAUGCAAAACUACAAUGGUUAAUGAAUCCAGUAGCCAUCAUGAUAAUACUAUGAGUCAUUCUGCCAGACGUGUUAUGGAUUUGUUAGAACACUAUUCAUCACCACUGUCAGAAGCUAAACGAAUAUUAAAUUAUGUUGGUUCCCCCAGGAAUGAUAAUUUAAGUAAAAGCUUAGAGAGCAGUUCUCUGAAAGCUAAUAGAAGUUCUGCAUAUAAAACACAAGAACUACAUGUGCCUAGUAUUGCAACAAUUCUGUCAUUGAAACAGAGAUCGCGUCUCAUGGAUACAACAAAUACAGCAAGACAAAUUAUUGCAUCUCACAGUAGUGCAGCAAAUUACUUGCCUUAUCCAAAGUGCAGCAUACAGAGUGAAUCCUCAAAUAAGGAUAAUGGUGAGAAGUUAAUAACAAAAGUAAAAACCAGAGUAACAAGAACAAAAAGGGGCGAAAGCUCUGAACUUCGUAAUGUAUCUACUCCAGUAAAGCUACCGACAGGUUUUUUGGAAAUUGAUCAAAACAAUUUACCCAAAUUUAAUUUUGGUAGCCCUAUCGUAUCAAUAUCAUCAACUUCUACUGUUCAGUCUACUACAACUCCUGUGACAGAAACUUCAACUUCUUUAGACUUUAAAACAACAGGUGAUUUAAAAUCAGUUGAGUUAGAAACACAAAAAACUAACAACUGUUAUAAAUUCUCAACCCCUGUUACUGUAUCAAAAGACAUGCCAUUUAGUUCAACAAUACCUAAAUUUACUUUUGACAGUCCAAUGAAGAAUAUUGAAGAAACAGUUGUAAGUAAGGAAAAAGAUGGAAACAUUUUUGUUAGUUCAUCGCAAAAUAAUGAUGAUAAAGUGUCUUUCGAGAAAUCUAAAGAUUGGAAAUGUUCAGAUUGUUGUGUAAAUAAUAAAGCGAAUGCUACUAAUGGUGUAUGUUGUUCUGCCAAGAAGAAAACGGAGGAAAACAAAGCACUUCUUAAGUGUUCAAUCUGCAAAUCUGAACCAAUAAACCAAACCAAUGUUGAUAAAUGCCAUAAUUGCCAGAGAACUGAAAAAGGUACUAACAAUAAGUUGCAAAUCGUAUCACCUUCAGAGGUUUCGAAUUGGAAAUGUGAAGAUUGUUGGGUUAGUAAUGAAGAAUCAGCAGAAAAGUGCGUUUGUUGUGGUGGCAAAAAUCCCAAACUCUCCAUUCCUGCUGAAAAGAAAGCUAAUAAAAUUGAUAGUGAUUGGAAGUGUAAUGACUGUUGGAUUAAUAAUAAAAGUACUGUAGAUAAGUGUGUUGCAUGUGGUGGAGUUAAACCUGGUACAUCUCUCAAAGGCAAACCUGUAAUAUCAACUAUUCCAACUAGUAAUCUUUUGUCAUCUUCAUUUAAACCACCUGAUAGUACAUUUCAAAAUAUUGUUAAAUCACAGACUGAUAAAUGGGAAUGUUCUAACUGUUUGGUAAGAAAUGAUAGUGACAAAGCUAAAUGUGUUUGCUGUGAGACAGAAAAACCUGGGGCUGUAAAAGAGCCGAAAAACGUAAGCUUCAAUUUUGGUAUGAAUACAAAUACCACAUUCAAGUUUGGAAUUGAUCCAAAAGCUCAAGAAAUGAAAUCAAACAAAGAAAAAGAAAUCGAACAAAAAACUGGUCAAUCUAAAAGUGAAGAGCUUGAGGCAAACAAUAAUAUUUUAGCUAAUACACCAACUUUUACUUUUGGUAUACCUGCAAAGAAAAUUGAUGAAAAAGAAAAACCAGCAAAAGAUGAAUCAAAAAAGGUGGCAGAGAUUCCAAAAUUGAACUUUACUUUUGGUAUUCCAAAGCAAAUAGCUAAUGAUUCAUCUGAAAACACGAAUUUAACACAAAAUGAUAAGAAACAGGAUUCAGUAAUUAAUUCUACUGAAAAGCUACAAGAAGUACCAACAGUGGUGUUCAAACUCCCUAAAUCAACACAAGAUGCUCCUAAAGAACCAGCGAAUAUAUUUACAUCUUCAGUGACAUCUGCAGUAUCCAAUGAUAAAUCACUUGAAACUAUUAAAACAGAAGUUGUGCCCAGUACAAUUGUAAUAGAAAAGAGCUUAAUAUUCACACCCUUAAUUAUGCAAACCACUGCAUCAAGUGAUGUAAAAAAGCCAAGUACUUUUUCUUUCACAGGAACAGGGCUUAAACCAGCUACCAACUCAUUUACUAUCCCUGUUGCAAAUGCUGCUACUACAUCUACUGAUGUUACGUCACUACCUGCGCCGGUAACCACUUCUUCCUCAUUGUUUCAAAAAAGUGACAGUAAAACUUCUCCAGCAGUAUCAUUAUUCCAAAAAAUUGAAGCAGUUCCAUCACCAUUAAAUUUCUUUAAAAAGAGUGAUUCGGUGACUACAACAGCAAAUGAAGCUCCAGCAUUCACAACAUCUACAAAAUUGUUUAGCUUUGGCAGUAGCAAUCAAACUGCUUUAUCUCAACCCGAAAAACCGAAAUUUAGUUUUAAUUUCGGAAAUACAAAUAAAGCGGAUGCACCAUCUAUAUUUAAUGCAACAUUUGGGUCAACUACAAAUGCUAAUACUAUUUCGAACACGUUUACUCUUCCAUCUGCAAAUACAGUACAAACAGGUCCUUCAAUACCAGGAGGCUCACUUGGUAGCAGUAGUGGCUUAUCAACUGGAAGUUCUUUAAACAGUACUAGUUUGUCAACAAAUAAUUUACUUUCGACAGGAAAUAAUGGACUUGCAACCGGGAAUAAUGGACUUUCAACAGGAAAUCAAAUAAAUGUUAGUAAGUUGGGAAAUGAGUCUUUGAACACAGGAAAUACUUUGAAAACUACCAGCACGUUACCAACAACUCUUUCAAAUAACAUAUUUGGUGCUGUAGCACAAAAUGAAAACAUUUGGUCAAGUACAAACAAUACUACAGGAAAUUUGUUUGUACCAAAUGCAACUAACAACAACCCAUUACAGAAGCCUGCAUCAUUUACUUUUGGUACAUCUACAACUUUUAAUGCUAGUAAUGGUGGAUCUGCCUUUGGGACUAAUAAUACUCAGACUGUAUUUCCAACAGAGAAUCAAAGCUCGUUAUUUUCUAAUCCAGCUCAGAGUCAAGCAACACCAAAUAUUUUUGGUUCUUCGCAACAAAGUAGUAGCCCCGCUCCUGUUAUUGGAGUAUUUGGAAAUACAAUUACAAAUGUUGUUGGAAGUAAUACUUUUCUCAAUCCUUCACAGUCGCAAGCUCCCGGGCCUGCUCCAAGUUUUAACUUUGGUGCAAAACAGCUUGGCACUGGCGUAUUCGGAUUUGGACAGCAGCAACAACAAAUAUCUCAACAAUUUCAAAGCCCUGUUUAUAACUUUGGGUCCAGUCAAGGCACACCACAAUUUAACAUGGGUAGUGCACCCAACAUUUCAGCUCGGCGCGUUAGAAAAGCUGUACGUAGAACGACACCACGGUGA